Messenger RNA from Pomacea canaliculata, 12495 nucleotides. Its product is annotated as glutamate receptor ionotropic, kainate 2-like. Lineage: Eukaryota; Metazoa; Mollusca; Gastropoda; Architaenioglossa; Ampullariidae. Gene Ontology annotation, cellular component: postsynaptic membrane; plasma membrane. Gene Ontology annotation, biological process: monoatomic ion transport. Gene Ontology annotation, molecular function: glutamate-gated receptor activity. The record is from RefSeq and is a predicted model, not a curated record.
GGAAGGGAGGGGAAGAAAGUUUAGGUAGUGACCGACCACUGCGGAAAGUUUGAGUCUCUUAUUGUCUGUCUGUCAGCAAGGCGAGAUGCUGGCGCGCUGCAUCUUAUGGGGGUUGCCGCGCCGCGUGCCAGUCGCGUGGCGAGUCUGCCACCAACACCGACAGCCCGCGACUUACCCUCAGCCCGUCUCGCGUCAGGUUCCCACCCCCUCCACUACCAUCACGACGACUGCACUACCGUCUACACCACAGCUUUAGCCGUUACCACCACCACCACCAACCUACCUACCAACCUACCCACCUACCCACGACUGAUGCUGCUGUCGAUACGCACGGAAAGGGGCAGACAACUUCGGCCGUAUCUCUUCACUCAAGCGUGAAGCUGGACUUGUUUAUUUUUUAUUCCGAGUGUUGGCUGAGUAAAAAUUCAACUUCCGGUAUCAAGGAUUACAGGGAGGUGUUGGACUUGUUAUCGAGCCUGUGUCAGUCUGCAAGAUGGUACAUUUCUGUGGAGAGGGAACCAGAGUCUUUGACCGAGAGCAAAAAGUUGCGUCACAGACAGGACUGAUGGCGGGGGACCCACCCACGGCUGGCAGCAACAGAUCACCCCCCAGACUGUGCAUCAUUAAGAGUGAUUAAUUAAGUCGCUGCCAACUUCCCCUCUCAGCUUUUCUUCAUCUGUGUAUCCCAGUGUACGAGCUUGACAGACUCGUCGCCUCUGACUGCUGACAAAAGUGUCUGGAGCUCCGGAGUCUUGUGGUGGAGUACUCAUCUUCUUGUUGUGUCUUGUCGACUGUGAUUAACACUUACUGCGCCCUAAACACUGUCCCGCCCUCGACAGCUGGAUGUCUUCUGUGUGCUGCUUCCUGGAGCUGUGCUUGUUUAACACAGUUUUUAAACCCGGAUAUUUGCUUUUAUUUUGUUUUCUUCUUCCUGGAAAGUGAUCAUUGUGAUAUUUAAUCCAGUCUCUUUCACGGAGUACUCCAAACCUUCUAGAACCGAAUCCAAACAUCACACGUGAUCUUGUUUCCGCCAUCAAAGUUCAAGAAAGGAACCUGAGGUGUCUACGAAAUUUUUAUGAGAGGUCGAAGAGAUUCAAAAAGUGUGCAAUUAGUAUCGAGUCAGUCAUCUGCUCCCCGCGAAUAUGUCUGUCGGAGAACAACUCCGCUAAAUUCUUGACCCCUCCACAUGACCUCGCGGAGCACGUGCCGACGUUUGACACGUGACAUCGUCGACCCUCGUCAGGUUCCUAUGUCGGAACAGACGACAGCUGAUUGGUGAGGCCGAUGGCAACAAUGCCUGUUAUCGUUGAUAUCUUUGUUAUUAUUAAUUCCACAGCAACUAGCGAACACUUGGUGUAGAGAUGAUAAACACAGAUCCAUAAAUUAAAAAAUUACUGUCAAAAUUUGUCACCAAACCUAAAACGGAGAGAACAGGAAAUUGAGACAGCGUCAGAACAACAUGUGGAAGAUUGGGAUCACCCAUCACACGACUGGUAUCAGAAUAAGAUUUGUUUCACAUUCACACAACCACGAUACCAGAUUAAACAUCACCUGCGACAAGGUGAGUGACAGAAAGGUUGACAAUCAGUUUUCAGCAGAAUGUUGUGAGAGAGAUAUCACGAAUAAGCGGAAGGCAAACAUAAAGGACGGAGAGAUAAGCAAACAGGUCUGUAGUGAAAUUCACGGGGAAAAAAAAAAGAAAAAAAAGUGAAAGACAAUAACAAUGCUUGGCAUCUCCCAAUAGCCGUUGAGCCCCUGCCUCCGUUAUGUGAGAGGAUGCAAUCGAUACAAACACUUGGGAGAGAGCAAUAUCUCAUGUAACUGUUUUUACCACCACCAUGCCAGUCGUGGGCACUUGACGCUGGCUCCAGUCAUCGUAAUCUCAAAACUUUUUCUCGUCGAGAAUCUCUUGAAGAGGAAACAGGAGAUAAAAACACUAACGAUACUCUAGACGGCGAAUAUUACAAAUGAUGAACGAGGUAUUGUUCUCCAGUCUCAUAGGUACAUGCCUAAAAAUAAAUAAAUAAAAUAAUUGUAGUCAUGGAGAGGAACAUCGAGGCGGUAUUGUCGAGCAGCAAAGUGAGUUGGGAUCAGUGACAACAAAUUAAAUAAACACUCAUUAGAGAUGAGAGCGGCAUAAGAAGUGGAGAGGCGGCAUUGCACGUGGAGUGUGUCACGUGCUGCCAAUGGCGGCUCUUGGAGUGUCAUCUGAAUCCUACUGCCCACUCAGGUUAUAUUCAACCACACUGUGUGAUGGUCAUUCACUCAUCCUGACCUAAAAGUGUAUUUGUUUUCUCACCCGACCGUCAGGCAGGAAGAUCAUCAAGGAUCAAACAUAAUCAAGGCCUACCUCAGGGACAUCGGACGGCCACCCGAGUAUAAUCGUCUGUAAUUGUGUUUGCGGGAUCUUCUCAUCUUUACCGCAUAUUUUUUUUUUAGGAGAAGAGGGGUGUGUUCAUACCUUCCUGGAAUCUCGAUAGUUUUUACCUCUGUGUAGCCGACCACCCCACCCGACCUACAGAGAAAAAAAGAUGGUUGAAGAGAAAUUGCUUUGUUAUAUCUAAAAGUGAAAUCGGUCGGUUUUUGUCAUUGGCAAACAUUGCUUGAGACAAAUUUAAUUAACCUUAAUGUACCCAAUUCUGAAGUUGUUUUUGAACGACAAUUAAUUUUUUUUUUGAAAAGUAGUGCUAUCCCGUUAAUAUUCUUCCUGAAUGUUUCUUCUGUCCUCCACACUUCUAGUUUGUUUUAUUGACAGUUGUAAUAUCACACUCUGCUAGCUGAUUAGUUGUUUACAUUUCUCUCUAGUUUUUUUAUAUAAAUAUCGUUAGAAAAGUCUUCACAGGUUGUACGAUGCCAUUUCGUACGAGUUUUAGUGUACAGAGUACUGUCUCUGAUUUGUGCCUUGUGAGAUAUCUAGUUUAUUGUCUUGAAGAGUUUGAUGACUACAGUGCAUGUAGAGACAAUUAUCAGUCUGUCAGUGAGUUUGUUAGCGAUUGUAGCUAGUGUGUAUCUAUCUACUAGCUGCCUACCUGUACUGUCUCAACAAGAUACACACUGGCUGGCUUUGACAUCUUAGACCAUGAGGACAAACAGCUUUUGAGAACCCGGCCAGUGAAGACACACAUGUUUGUGAAAAAAACUUUAAAAAUUCAAAACAACUCGUGUGUUCCAGAAAUCUGAAGAUAUUUGCUGAAAUGUUCCCUGACCUACAUCAUAAGAUUGCACAACCAGGUCGUCGCAGUGCAUCUUCUACGGGGAUGUUAUAAAGCUCGAUAAAGCUCGGCGGUAAAAAACUUUAAAGAGUUUCAAGUCAUUACCUGCUGCUAUAUGAGUACACCCUGAACUACUUUUAGUUAACGACUCAUCAGGACCUUUUGAUUACCGAAAUUAAUCCACUCUCCCCACUCAUUAACCUUAUCAAUUGCUCACUCUUGAAGAAAACCAAUGAGGACUACCAAGGGCAGUAUCAAGGCACCAGUAAAUGUAUCUGAACCUUUGUAGUGUAGAACCUGUUCUAAAACUGAAAGCUAUUUCCCAGAACAAUGCUGGGGAAAGAAUGUAUAGUGCUCUGAAGAAAUCGCUGCUGUCUUCCUCACAGAACCUUACAGGAAACGUCCACAUGGACUCAAAGUAGGUUUCUAGGUUUCUCUAAAAGCUCAAUAAAAUCAUUUGAGAGAGAGAGACACUCACACACUCUCCCUUUCUCGCACAAACUUUGUAAAAACAUAAUCGUUUAAUUUUCUACGCUGCCUAAGACAUUCUUCCAUCAUUCUUACAACCUAGAAGUUCAAAAAUUAAAACAAAUCCCUCGAUACUUUAAAGAUUAGGAGGAGUUGCUUGCUGCGUAUACCGGUGUAGGAGUUGGGCUGGAGAAGGUGGAGGAGCUGCUGGUCACAGAGUUCACCGGCGCGCUCUUCUGCCAGCGCUCUGCGGCCAAGUGUGCACAAGAAGUGGGGACCGUGAGAUCGAUACGCACAGAAGGACACGACCCCCCCUACUACCUCCAUCCUUCCUUUCUCUCCGCCCACCCUCCCCACUUACUUCCAGCGGUGAGCAGCGCGUGGAAGAGACUUAAAGGACGCCGCGUCGGCAGGUGUUCUUGUGUUUCCAGAGCUUAUCGCCAGAACGCAGCCAACCAUUUCGUCUGCCACGUCAUCCUUCUCCCUCCUCCUCCUCCUCCUCCUCUCCCUCUCAGUCAUCGGGGUGUUCCUGGCGAGCCUGCCGUUCCUUCCGGAUCAACGUGCUGAGAUCGUUGGGCGCACAAGUUUACCAUUUAUUUUUUUUGAAAAAAUAUUUUUUCCUCUUCCUCUUGGUGAGGCGUGCUUGUCAGCUUCAAUCAUCGAAGUCGGCCAUUACGGCCAAGAGUCUUGCAAACAGGUUAAGAGUAAUUGUGAUUGAGGGCGUCCUCGGCUUGAUGGUGUCGUCUGCGCGGAAACUAGGCUAAGUGAGAGUUUGUGAGUUGCUGCGAGUGGCUCCAUCUCGUCGUCACCCACGCCAAGGACCGACAAUUCUGAGAACUACUCGAGCGAAGCAUCUGUGCCGUGUGAAAUCUUCUUCAGUUCACACCUUGAGUGAUGCGGUCUUCGCCAUUUGCCAGCCAUUUGAUACAUAUUCCUUACAUGUGGAACACUUUUUUAAUCUGCUUUUAAAAGGUGAGAACAUUCGUGGAUAAUAUUCUUUGGGAUGACUGAGUUAUGAUAUUACAGUAUCAACAUCCUACUGAGCCUCGACAUAAAGAAACCUGUGCAGGUGAGAAACUGAGAAAUAACCUACACGACGACUAGAAUAAACUGAGCAAUAUUCUUUAAUGGGAAAACAUCAAAAGAAAUGUUACCUGACGUUGAAGCAAGAAACAUUGAAGGCCAAAGAGGGCAACGUGGUAAUGUAAGUAUUUACUUCAUUUUUGUCAUAAAUUAUCGACACGUGCAUUUUGGCUCAGAAAACGACAAGACUGCACGUGUUCUUUACAAAAAGUAUUGCUCCCACAGAUUGUUUCUAGACUUUGAAGUAUGAAGUUCUUUUCUGGAUGUGUGCGUCUUAAGAAAUAUCACACAGAGGAUAAGUUUUUCGAGUUCACUUUUUUAGGAGACAACGAUUGGUUUUUGCCCAAGCGAGCCACCUUUUAGUUUUCGAGUUCAAAGACAAAUGGCAUUGACACUAAGGAACCUGACAUGGAGCCUCUUUGAAGUUCUCUUCACCUUUGCGAAAUAAUAGACAUCGAAUCUUUUGUUUUCCACUUCUUCCACCAUGAUGAGUAGUCGAGGACAUUCUUUGUCUGAAAUGUAGAAAGCGUUAGUGUUGACACACAAAAACUAUUUAAAGAGUAGGCGGACAAGGAUAAAACAUUUUUGUAGGUGGUAGAUCCUUCGCUCUACUGGCGGAAAAAUUCCUCUUAACAGCACGGAGGCCAAAGGUGGGCGGCUGUCUGGAACACCUUCUGUCAACUUAACGGGAAUUUCCCGGAAAUUUACUCACCACGCGCGAGUAGCGAGCGAGCGAAAAGCCGUUAAGAGAGAGAGUGUUCUCCUCUUGACGUGAGUCUCAAGUCUUUUGUGUCUUGUGGAUCCUUUGUACUGCCUGUGGAUCGUCGUGCGCCUAUGUGGAUCCUUCCUGGAGCGCAAGUGCGCCAUCGCCGUGGGCUGCAAGUGCUCGUGUCGCACGUGCAAAAUGACGAGCCGCCACUGGCGUCGACUCUCCACCUUCUUCCUUCUGGGGCUGGUCCUGCUGCAGUGCGCGCGCUGCCUGACGGAAAUUAUCACGCUGGGCGUCCUGUUUGGCGAGGGCGAGGAGCACGAGAGCAUCGAGAACGCCUUCCGUUACGCCGUCUACCGCAUCAACCACGACAAGGACCUGCUGAAGGACGUCCGUCUGGCCUACGACUUCCAGCACGUCCCCAGCAACGAUAGCUUCCUGGCUUCCAGGAAAGUGUGCAGUCAGGUAGAGAAGAACCCUGUGGCAAUAUUCGGGCCUCGUUCUGAAACUAUCGCAGCUUACGUCAACUCCAUGUGCACCUCGCUUCAGAUCCCGCACCUGGAAAUGAGGCUGGACGCCAGUGAGGUCAUGGCCACUCAGGCCAUGUCCGUGAACCUUCACCCAAGCCCCACGGAGCUGGGAAAGGCUCUGACAGACCUGAUCGCGUACUAUGGCUGGGAUCAGAUCCUCAUUGUCUACGAGAGAAGGACAGACCUUUCUAAGGUUCAGAGCGUCAUCAGAGGCGACUUUCAUCAGAAGAUAGACACUUUCGUGCGGCAGGUGGACAUCAGGAACAUGCGCAGUGUCCUUAAAGAAGCCAAGAUGAACAAAUGGAAACGAAUUCUGGUGGAUCUCCCGGUCGACGCAACCAGUCUUUUUCUGAAAAUGGCUCUUCAGGAAGGCAUGAUUGAUCCAUAUCACCAUUAUAUUCUUACCAACCUGGAUAUCGAGUGUUUUGACAUGGAAGACUUCCGUCACAACUACGUGAAUCUUACGGGGUUUCGCGUCGUUGAUCCCGAGGAUAAAAGAACGGAGGCCAUCAUGAGAGACAUGGGGAUAUACGAGCUUCAGACAGAUCUGCAGCUUAUUAAUACAACGGGCUGCUCAUUUUUACGACACGAGGUGGCGCUGAUGUAUGACGCGGUGUAUCUUCUCGCCCAAGCGCUCGAGCGUUACGAACAACAUGUCGUCUUACAUCCGGUCAACACGAGUUGUGACGACCCUGUGCAGUGGCCCUCGGGCCGUUCUCUCUAUACAUAUCUCAACCAGAUGACCAUCAAAGGGUUAUCUGGUGAUGUGCGACAAGAUGGAAGACGGUUUGAUCUAAAAUUAGAUGUCCUUCAGCUCAAGACAAAAGGGCUUGUCAAGGCUGGCACUUGGCAGUACCUCACUGGUCUCAACAUGAGUCGAGCUGAAAAAAGUCAAGGUUCUCCUUUUGGUAACAAAACUCUGAUUGUUACCACUGUCAAGCCAGAUGUACAUCCUCGUCUUAUUGUGACGUCGUUGAUGGAAGCGCCCUUCCUGAUGUCCACUCAGGCACCAAAUGCAAAAGAAAAAUACGAAGGAUUCAUCAUCGACCUUCUCAAUGAUUUGUCCGCCAUGGUGGACUUCCUGUAUGACAUUGUCUUGGUGCCAGACAACAACUAUGGGGCAAAGAAUGACAGCAGUGGAGAGUGGAACGGAAUGGUUCGGGAGGUGAUGGAGGGGAGAGCUGACCUGGCAGUAGCUCCUCUAACCAUCAACUACGUGAGGGAAGAAGUUAUCGACUUCACGAAACCAUUCCUCAAUCUCGGCAUCUCCAUCUUGUUCAAGGUUCCUGACCGCGAGAAACCAGGCCUCUUCUCUUUCCUCAAUCCCCUGGCGGCCGAAAUAUGGUUGUACCUGAUAGGAGCCUACCUGCUGGUCAGCUUCACAAUAUUUGUCUUGGCCAGGUUUAGUCCCUACGAGUGGUACAACCCGCAUCCCUGCAACCCGGACACGGAUGAGGUGGAGAACACCUUCAACCUGGCCAACAGCUUCUGGUUCACUGUAGGUCUCAUGCAGCAAGGGUCGGAUGUCAACCCCAGGGCCGUGUCCACUCGCAUCGUAGGGGGCAUAUGGUGGUUCUUUACAUUAAUUAUUAUCUCGUCAUACACGGCCAACUUAGCUGCUUUCCUCACCGUCGAGAGGAUGGUGUCACCCAUCGAGAGCGUGGAAGACCUGGCAAAGCAGACGGCCAUCUCCUACGGCACGAGGAAAAGCGGGUCAACCUUUUCGUUUUUUAAAGAUUCCAAGAUCGACACCUACAAAAAAAUGUAUGCCUACAUGAAGGAGCACCCGGAGGCCAUGAUGGAGACCUACGAGGAGGGUAUCAAGCGGGUACUGAAGGGUAACUACGCCUUUUUCAUGGAGAACACAAUGAUUGAGUACCAGGUGCAAAGAGAAUGCAAACUCAUGCAGAUCGGCGGCCUCCUGGACUCCAAGGGCUACGGCAUCGGAACUCCAAUGAACUCGCCUUACCGCGACCGGCUGUCCAUGGCCAUCCUGGAGCUGCAAGAAAACGGAAGGAUUCAGAUGCUGUACAACAAAUGGUGGAAGGACACCGGCACAUGCGUUCGUGAUGACGACAACAAGGGGUCAAAGGCCAACGCCCUCGGAGUGCAAAACGUGGGCGGCAUCUUCGUCGUCCUCAUGGGCGGCCUCACCUUGGCUGUCAUCGUCGCCAUCUGCGAGUUCGUGUGGAAGUCGAGGAAAAAUGCGAGAGAGGACCGGGUACACAUGUCAACAAAGAAGGUAGGAAGAGGAAAUGGGCACCAUCCUCAGCGCUCCCUCUGUUCCGAGAUGGCCCAGGAACUGAGGUUCGCUGUCAAGUGCGUGGGUUCAUCGCGGAAGCCAAAGUUCAAACGGCGCUGUUCCAAGUGCAAAAAGGGCAAAGACUGUGACGACGCGUCACAUGUGUGUGACGUGCCCUUAACGGACUCGGCCAACGGGAUCAUCCAGCUGCGGGACGUGCGACGGUCCCCGGGGCCCUCGACGGCCAACAGACGCUACAACAGUGACUUCUCACGACCCAAGGACUACUCAGGGGAGUACCUCCACGUGGACUACAGUGACGGGGAGGUGUGAAGUGGUAGGUGACAGACUCACACUGGGGUCAUCAUGAGGUCGCUCGUGUCGCCAGGAGACAGACCUACACUGUAACUGCACACUAAUGCAAAGUGGAGAGUUCAAAAGGUCAUAUUCUCAAACAAUCUGAGAUUUUUCAUCAAUGCCUGAGAACAGUGUUCAGCGACAUUAAACCCUCGCAUUGUGAACCAGACAUGCAAACCAAAAAAUAUAUUUGGUGGGUCAUCGUUUGGUUUCGUUUUUAACAAAAUUCCCUUUGUGGCUUCUGGCAGGUUUGUGGUGAGAUGGGUAGGUAAAUACAACACAGCCAGCCGGGUACGCCUCUGUGAUAACACGUGCAACUCACUACAAUUAACUUUAAAAAAUCUGUUUUUCCUGAACCCUCGAUCACGACAGAUCAGCCGUCUAUUACAAAUGGUAAUAAGGCUGUGUAAUCUGAUUACAAAUCAAGGUAUUAUCCUAAUGUAUAUUUUGAGAUUUGUUAUAAGAAUCGUACUUUUGGUCAGGUGUGACGAAUUUCUUGCAAAAUCUGUAAUUUAUGCAGGUACAGUCUGUUUUUUAGAACUUCUAACAGGACAUUACCUUGGGAAGACCAUGGACAGCUCAGACUAUCUUACAAGAGUACUGUUCAUUCUUUGCUUACAGACUCUGCAAACAAACAAAUGCCUGGAAAAUUUAUUCCAGAAAAAAUCAAAUUCUGGAUUAAAUCGACGAUAGUUGUCGACAGUUGGCGGAACUGAUGCUCGAAGACGAUUCAUUUUUCUUUUGCGUGCUGUUCUGUUUUUCCUUGAUAUCGAAACCCAGACCUCGACUGGGUAGUUGCAUCAAUUCGUAGACAGAGAUUCCGGUUUGAAUGGCAGCGUAUGAGAUGAAAAUGUUUGAAGGUUUGUGCUGUUCUGGGUGUGAUAUGUUUUUAUUCCAAGUGUUGUUAGCCAACAGAUAUCUCUGACUGUGGCCUGCACACCUGUCUGAUGGACAGACUUCUUAGCAAAACUCUGGCGCUAAACUUUUCUGUCACAUUUUGCUUUGUAAGUAAGCAUUUUUUCUCCUCUAUAAAAAAAGAUCACAUAAUUUCAUGAAUUAGCAAUAUAUCAGAAAAUCAGUUUUUACUAUUCUAGUCUACUAGUUAUCCUACUUCACCGACUUUCGCCGGAUCCAUUUUUUUGUCGCAGCUCAGCAGCCAAUCCGAUUUUCAUGAUUCGUCUUCAAAAACUAAUUAAAUUUUGCUAAUCAGCGGAAACCCUGCUCCAGUGCCUUAGCUGCUGUAUGGCUUUGCUUUAAACGAGGUUCAGAUGCAUCGCCAUCAAGUUAAGGGAACAUCAGACGGUACGACUGCAUCCCAGUAAAGUUAAGUAAAGCAACUAUUACACUACUUGACUCAGUUAAUUUGAAAAAAAUACAACGGUUUGUAGUAAAAGUCUUUAAUUGCAACGGAUACUUUUUUAAUAUUGACUUUUUGGAAAUAUUCCGAAUGGUCGGACUAGGUGGUCCCCGAGUUUCAUUAAGUCGAGUUGUGUGAAGCUAGCUUUACUUUGUCAGUAACAAUCUUCAACAAAUAAUGUCUAUAUUCAAAGCUUUAUCUUAAAAUAUUACAUCUUUAUCAGAAAAAAUUGAUAUUACUGCUCCAGUUCUGAAGAGCGAUCGUUUGUUUUUCCCGCAGUUUAUUUUUUUUUUUCUCUAUUUACAUUUCAGUUUUGCUCUUUAAAAGUUUCUUGUUGAAGAUGGUGGAAAGUAUUUGGCCUCUCGCGAGUCCUGCUAUCCUUCCCUAGUUUUAUUAUUCUUCAAUCAACUACGAUAAGAAAUCAUCAAAAGAAUUAGUCUCAUCAGCUGUCAGAUCAUCAAGAUGGUCAAUCGUAGUCCCAUUGAGAUCGCCCAUUGAAACAGCUUCCGAAACAGGUCACGUGGAUGCUGAGAUGAAGUAUGGAAGGAAAGUCACCAAACUACUGUGUGUGUGUGUGUGUGUUCGUGUGUGCGUAGGUGUGUGUGUGUGUGUGCGUGCGUGUGUGGGUGUGUGAGGGUGGGUGCUUCACACGUGUACCAAAUGUUAUUUGUGUUAAUUAAUCACAACUAUAAGAUUGUGGAGCGUCUUUCUAGCUUGACAUUGCGUAAACAAAUCCAUUUCUCUCACUUAAUUCUUCUUUUUUUUCCACUUUGAUUGCCUCUUGUAUCUUCCACAACUAUUUUAUUUUGUUCCAAUCGUAGCAGCACCAUGUGUCAUUUAACAGACUAAAUAUUGUUUUGCCGAUCCUCUCUUUCUGACCCAUGAUUUAUGUUCAUCUUUACAGGUAGUCAAAUCACAUUUUUUCUAAUUUUUUCAUCACAGCCAUGAUAAUCAUCAUCAGCGAUGUUCUAUCUGUUGCUGAUGAGGCUAGUCACACUGUUUGAAGUCGUUAAGCACUCGGCACCAAUGGACACUCAAUUCUGUUUCUCUAUAAAAUCCCAGUCGUCGUCUCCACACAUUUGUCGCUGAGUCGACCAUCAAUUUUUUUGACACUCACUCAAUGUUUUCAGUGUUUGAUGUUUCGACAGAUGAAAUUUCUCGUCGUAAAUUGUCUCCUUUUGUAGGUGUUAUUCGUUAUGUUUCUUUUAGUAUUCACGAACGACAACGCCGUUUAAAUGUUUCUCAACAAGCACGCUGUGACACGAGAAGACAAUAUUACCUCCUUUUCAUUUCAUCAUUCCUUUUUCUUUCAUCUUCUGUCACAUCGUUAAUUCGGAGUCCAGUCGGAGUCAUAGCAGUCAGGAAUAUUUGAAGAAAGGAGACGAAAGUGGCGAUAUCUUAAUUAUUCCAAAGUACAAGUGAGCAAUAUUGUUGAUGACAAGUGCAGCUUCGCACUAUGAAUCUCACAAGACCAGAAAAUAGAAAAAAAAAGUAGAAAGAGGUCUAAGAAAAAGCAAGAUAACUUUCGUUUGUUUUAAUCAAUUCUUUCCGAAAUUUCCUGGUUUCUUUCGAAAUGUUAGACUCCUGUUGUCUCGUGAAAGUGAGCCAAGAGAUAUUAAGAUAUUUAAAUUAAAGUUACCGAUUCUCCAAAAAUGGAGAAAAUGAUAAAUUAUCAUGAACAUGUUUGUUUCAUGAAGUUUUUCAGCAUUUUUUCGAUUAGGUAUACGUAGAAGAAGACAGUUGGCGGAAGUCUUGAAGGGGCAAUAACUCCUAAGGGAAGAGAUGAAGAGAGUGUUUAUGAAUCAUGUCCCAGGUCGCGGCAAGUGAAAACAUUGAAUGGACAUUCCUUGAAAAGAAAACUUGCGGGUGUUGGGAUUUUAUGGAAUGGGACACACACACAAACACAACAACAACAACAACAACAACAACAACAACAACAACAACACUAACACACGCACGCAACACACAUACAGAAACACGCGCGCACGAGUGUAUGUCAGUGAACAAAAGAAAAGAGAAAAAUAUAACAGUAUUAAAGGAUUAGGGUCGGAAUGAACGAGAAAAAGCUUUGUCUGUAGGUUCUGUAAUUUAUUUAAACAUUUUUUUCUUUCAUCUAUUGCCUUCUUCCGAAAGUUAUUCUUUCUGUUGAUGUCCGUUGGAAAUCGAUGAUGAUUUUGAAGAAUAAAACUCAUCUAGCAGCUCCACACAUUUCGCCUUGAGCAGACAUUUCCUGCCAAUUUUAUUUUCUGCACUGGAAUGGCCCUGUCAGACCCUGCAGUUGCCUGUGGCCCGAGUGAAGCUGAUCCAAUACAAGACAUGUGCAGGUGCUUGAUGAGGCCAUGGCGACAGGAGUGUGCAGACCAUGCUAGGUGACACCGCUAGACACGUCAGAGAUGUGAACCACACUUCGAUGAACAAUGUUUGUGAUGAUGUGAGACUGAACUACUCUGUGGGUGACUCUGUAUGAACAUGAAUGUGUUUGUGAAUGCUCGUUGUUGACAUGAGAAUUCAGCUGUGCACUGCAAAUAAAAGUUGGA